Durotheca rogersii is the source of this 2017-nucleotide messenger RNA. RefSeq names its product S-adenosyl-L-methionine-dependent methyltransferase. Gene Ontology annotation, molecular function: O-methyltransferase activity. The transcript has 4 exons. NCBI's taxonomy places the organism in Eukaryota, Fungi, Ascomycota, Sordariomycetes, Xylariales, Xylariaceae. The coding region runs from base 129 to 1760 and encodes 543 amino acids. The record is from RefSeq and is a predicted model, not a curated record.
CUUCUCCUUGGCGGCUUGCUUUUUCUCACCCCAUCCCCGAUUAGAGCUUGAUCGGCCAAAGGAGGCUCCUAACCCUCACACGCUAUCCCAUCGGGGUCUCGCCCUCUUACACCAGUGAGGGAACAAAGAUGGCCAGGCUCCGAUUGGCGACCUGGCCCCACCCGACUUCACCAUCCCCUUCUUCUCCUGACUCCAGACCGCUGGACUGCAUCAAACAAAGUCCCAGGUCUCCCCCUGAGUUAGUACCCAGUUCAUUCGAGGAGAAGAAAUACCACCAUUGCCCCAAGAUUCAGCUCCAACCAGAUACCACCAAUACCAUGGUCAGAAUCGCCCCCGGCCCGAGGGGUAAGAAUACCGCGUCACCGUCGACUAUGAUUGCCCUUGCCCAGAAAAUCAGUGCCGAAACAGAGAAGGUCGACGCCUACUUCAGGGAUAAGGGUCUCCCGGCUCCGAGCUUCGACGUCGAUGCGCCCAGUGACUUUCCGAAAAUGCCAGACGACAUCUCUAGAAGUCGUAGGGAGGUCAUUCACGCCACCCAGGAGCUUCACGACCUCAUGAUUGGCCCUAGGGAAUCCGUACGAUGGAUGGCUUGGGAUUUCAUGAGCACGCAAUGUCUACAGCUCAUAAACCAUUACGGAAUCGCCCAGCUCGUGCCACUCGACGGCAGCAUCACGCUGGCGCAGCUGGAGGCCAAGACGACGCUCGACCCGAUCAACCUGGCGCGGGUGGUGCGGUACGGGGCGACAAACCGACUGUUCCAGGAGCCGCGGCCAGGUGUGAUCGCGCACACGGCAGCGUCGCGGCUACUCGUCGAGGACCCGUCGCUGCGGGCGUGGGUCGGGUUCAACACGGAGGACCUGUACCCAGCGUCAGCGCACGUGCUCGACGCGCUGCGACGCUUCCCCGAGGCGACGAGCCUGCAGCGCACCGGCUUCAACGUCGCCUUCAACACGAUCGACCAAGAGCCCAUGUUUGUCACGUUCGGGCGUGACGCCGAGCGGGCCCGCCGCAUGGGGAACGCCAUGCGCAGCCUCACGGGUGGCGAGGGUUACGAGCUUGCACACCUGACUACAGUCACGACAACAACGACCACGGGGGCGGGGCAAGGGGCCGCGGCGACGACGGCGACAGGCCCUUUGCUCGACCUCGCGGCAGAGGACGCCCGCGGCGGUACGUUGGUCGACGUCGGCGGAAGCCACGGAUUUGCGUGCGCGCACCUGGCGGAACGGUACAGGGGGAUCCAGUUUGUGGUGCAGGACCUGGCACGGACGGUGGAGAGUGCGCCGCGGCCGGCGCACGCGGACGCGCAGGUAGCGCGGCGGAUCCAGUUCGAGGCGCACGACUUCUUCACGGAGCAGCCGGUGCGGGGCGCCGACGUGUACUUCCUGCGGUGGAUCAUGCACAACUACUCGACGCCGUAUGCGGUGCGCAUCCUGCGCAACCUCGUACCGGCGCUGAAGCCCGGCGCCCGCGUCGUCAUCAACGACCACUGCCUCCGCGAGCCCGGCGAAGAGGACCCCUGGGACGAGCGCCACAUCCGCGGUAUGGACCUCGUCAUGAUGACCCUGCUCAACGCCCAGGAGCGCGGGGAGCACGACUUCAGGCGCCUCUUCGAGAUGGCCGGGGACCACUUCGUCUUCAAGGGGGUCACCAGGGCAAAGGAUUGUCGCAUGAGUAUUAUCGAAGCAGUGUGGGAGCCGAAUGAAGCUAUCGACGAGGUCUCUCACCCAAGACAUGAGCGAUCGAGUCUGCCACUCUAACAGUUGGCGGCACAUCUUGACACGUCGAGGAGAGCGUAGGCGAUAUACGUCAUAAGGCGCAUCGAUAGCUCGAAGCCGCUUGAAGGGAGGAAUGUCGGCGUAGUUGUUGAUGCAUAGCCGGAGGCAGAUGUCUGCGUGCGAGAAUUUCCCGCUUGUCCUUUUCCAAAAUAUUCUUCCUCCAUCCCGUUAGUUGGUUUCCUCCGAUGACCUUGAUACCCUCUUUCCCCGGCUCUUCGAAAGACCUAUUGCCGAAAACG